This is a messenger RNA of Ornithorhynchus anatinus (platypus), 3750 nucleotides long. RefSeq names its product ralA binding protein 1 (gene RALBP1). The coding region runs from base 54 to 2021 and encodes 655 amino acids. Gene Ontology annotation, biological process: positive regulation of GTPase activity; endocytosis; small GTPase-mediated signal transduction. Gene Ontology annotation, cellular component: membrane. The transcript has 9 exons. Lineage: Eukaryota; Metazoa; Chordata; Mammalia; Monotremata; Ornithorhynchidae. Gene Ontology annotation, molecular function: small GTPase binding; GTPase activator activity. The record is from RefSeq and is a predicted model, not a curated record.
GGGGAAUGGACAGGUAACAGCGCAGACUGGCACUUCUUUGUCAGGGAGUCAGAAUGACCGAGUGCUUCCUGCCUCCUACCAGCAGCCCCGGCGAGCAGCGGCGAGUGGAGCAUGGCAGCGGCCUCACCCGCACUCCCAGCUCGGAAGAGAUCAGCCCCACUAAGUUCCCCGGGCUCUACCGGACCGGAGAGCCGUCACCCCCACACGACAGCCUGCACGAGCCUCCCGAUCUAGUAUCCGAUGAAGAGAAGGAGCAUGGAAAGAAGAAAGGAAAAUUUAAGAAAAAGGAAAAGAGGACGGAAGGCUAUGCUGCGUUUCAGGAGGACAGCUCCGGCGAUGAAGCCGAGAGCCCUUCCAAAAUGAAGCGGUCCAAGGGGAUCCACGUCUUCAAAAAGCCCAGCUUCUCUAAAAAGAAGGAAAAGGAUUUUAAAAUCAAAGAGAAACCCAAAGAAGAAAAGCAUAAAGAAGAAAAGCACAAGGAGGAGAAACAUAAAGAGAAGAAGUCGAAGGACUUGACGGCGGCUGAUGUGGUGAAGCAGUGGAAGGAAAAGAAGAAAAAGAAAAAGCCAACUCCAGAGCCAGAGCUGCCUCCGGUGGACAUUCCCCACGUCAGACCCGUCUUUGGGAUCCCCGUGGCCGACGCGGCGGAGAGAACCAUGAUGUACGACGGCAUCCGCCUGCCGGCUGUGUUCCGUGAAUGUAUAGAUUACGUGGAGAAGUACGGCAUGAAAUGCGAAGGCAUCUACAGAGUUUCAGGAAUAAAAUCCAAGGUGGAUGAGCUAAAAGCAGCCUAUGACCGAGAGGAGUCUCCCAACUUGGAAGACUAUGAGCCCAACACCAUAGCCAGCUUGCUGAAGCAGUAUUUAAGAGACCUCCCGGAGAACUUGCUGACCAAAGAGCUUAUGCCCCGCUUUGAAGAGGCGUGUGGGAGGAACACAGAGGGUGAGAAAGUGCAGGAGUGCCAGCGCUUACUCAGAGAGUUGCCGGAGUGUAACUAUCUCCUGAUUUCCUGGCUGAUUGUGCACAUGGAUCAUGUUAUCGCAAAGGAACUGGAAACAAAAAUGAACAUACAGAACAUUUCUAUAGUGCUCAGCCCUACCGUUCAGAUCAGUAACCGUGUCCUGUAUGUAUUUUUUACCCACGUACAAGAACUCUUUGGGAAUGUGACCCUAAAGCAGGUGACGAAACCCCUUCGCUGGUCUAACAUGGCCACUAUGCCAGCACUGCCAGAAACGCAAGAAAACAUAAAGGAGGAAAUCAGGAGACAGGAGUUCCUCUUGAAUUGUUUGCAUCGAGAUUUGCAGGCGGGGAUAAAAGACUUGUCCAAGGAAGAACGACUCUGGGAAGUACAAAGAAUUUUAACUGCCCUCAAAAGGAAACUGAGAGAAGCAAAAAGACAGGAGUGUGAGACCAAGAUUGCUCAAGAAAUUGCCAGUCUUUCGAAAGAAGAUGUUUCCAAAGAAGAAAUGAAUGAAAACGAGGAGGUUAUAAAUAUCUUACUUGCUCAGGAGGAUGAGAUCCUGACGGAGCAGGAGGAGCUGCUGGCCAUGGAGCAGUUCCUGCGCAGACAGAUUGCUUCCGAAAAAGAAGAGAUAGAAAGGCUCCGAGCGGAGAUAGCAGAAAUUCAAAGUCGUCAGCAGCACGGUCGCAGUGAAACCGAAGAAUAUUCCUCUGAGAGCGAGAGUGAGAGUGAAGAUGAGGAGGAACUGCAGAUCAUUCUGGAAGACUUACAGAGGCAGAAUGAAGAGCUAGAGAUAAAGAACAAUCACUUGAACCAAGCAAUUCACGAGGAGCGGGAGGCUAUCAUUGAACUGCGAGUGCAGCUUCGCCUGCUCCAGAUGCAGCGAGCGAAAUCGGAGCAGCAGGUGCAGGAAGAAGAGGAGCCGGAAAAGCGGGGGGGUGGAUCUCACCAGCAAAGAGACAGUGUCCCGGAGACAAAAGCAGCUAAAGAGCAGCCAAAGGCGGUCAAGGAGCAAGUGAAGCCAUCCCCCAGCAAAGACAGGAAGGAAACACCCAUCUGAGCAGCCCGGUAGGCCAUUCACGAAACCCACUAGAUUUAGCAAGGACUGUGCGACUUACUGUAGAGCUGAAAGUGAACGUGCACAAAUCUGUUCUGGUGUGGACACUAUGUAAAGCCUGGUCUUUUAAUCCCGAAGACCCUGGUCUCCUCCACUGGGAUGACUCCUUCCCAGCCAGGGUCAGGUCAAUUGGAGAACAAACUAGGAAAGCGAUUUAAGGCUCGGAGGGGACAGGUGCGUUUUCCAGAUAUCGGCUUAUUUGAAGUUUUAAUUUGCUUCGGAUACGUUUUUAGAGCUCAAUAGCGGUUUCAUUUUAAACCAAAAAUUUUGUUUUCUUUUGCUUUCACCUCAGAAGAAUCAGCUGUUUCUGUAUUUUCCAGGAGGGGAGAAAAAAAAAAAUCCAAUGAAAUAUGUGAAUUACCUGCCUUGUGCAUCGACUAAUUGUCUUACUCAUCAUGAUUUCCGCUUCCCUAGUCACUCUUGCUUGUGCCUUUUAUACCUUUCUGAUGCAAAUGAUAUAAUGGGGCCCGCCUGGAGUUUGCCUGACUGGUUUCAGUGGCACCCCGCCCUUCUAACCCCCUGGCUUUGUAAUCCUAAACGUCCGUAAAAGCCCAAACCCACCGAGACUGGCCGGCGGAGUCCCAAAAGAUGGCUAGAUCCUCACCUCCCGGAGCUCACCUGCGUAGGGCGGCCGGUGUUUUGUCAGGAUCGAACGAGAGGGAGAGAGCGGUCCGCCUGUUGCCACCGUUCAGGGCUGAUCCCUUCUCGUUGGCAGUUUCACCAUUCCCCCAUCGCCCUUCUGGUGUAGGAUGGCAACCUUCUCCCCGUCCCUUUUCCCGCAGAUGAUCGCUUUUGAAAUGUGUUGAUCUUGCAAGUCAAUCCACCCCCUUCAUGUAAUCGAUCCCUCACUAACUACAGAUGGAUUCGUAUCGCUUGCUUAGGCUAGAAUGUAAAUGUCUCUUUGCCUGAUUAAGCCAUAUACUCUUUCUUAAAACAAAAUCAAGUCUCAUUCACGCGAGCCCGCUGGAAGAUUCCCAAUCGCUAGGCCUCAGCGAUAGAAAAGCAUUUCUUUGUUUUCUUCUCAAAGCGUAGCUGUGGCUUAUUUUUCCUUUCUUGGUUCAGUUAGGGGCCUGAGCAGGAUCAGUUGAGCGAGAGCUGCCUCGGGCCAGGCCGGUCUCUUCGGGCUACUCGGUCUCCACUCUGCCAGGCAGGGGAGGCGUCCCCGAGCUUUGUCAGCGAGUAGCCACUGUAACGCAGAUAGACCGACCCUCCCUCAAGCGUGCUUCUGUCCUCCUGUUCCUAGAGUUUGAGUAUUUAUUUUCAGCACCCGUCGGAUGUGGUUGUAUCCUCUACCUAUUGCACUGUUGUGGAUUGUUGGCCAUUGUUUGAUUUUUUUGUACAAAAAAUGCUUUGAUAUGUUAGAGAAAACAGCAUACUAUUUUUUUAAAAUCUGGAGAGAAGCUAUUGUGGUGACUGAAAACAGGGUCAGGUGACAAACAAAAAUAUGUAAAGCCUUUGUGGUGUCCUAUCUGUUACAUUCAUUUUGUAUUUGCUGGCAAUAUUUAAGGUGACUUUUUUUGUUUGAACAAAUCUCACUAAUUUCUAUCAAGCUGUCAUGGGUUUUCUAAUCAGUGUUUUCAUUACAAUUGUCCUUUAAUAUUGGUUAACUUUUUUUUUUGCCAGGACCACAUGCAUCAAGCAAAUAAACUCAACAGCCAUUGGAAAAGAAAAA